Saccostrea echinata is the source of this 5526-nucleotide messenger RNA. RefSeq lists its product as uncharacterized. Gene Ontology annotation, biological process: resolution of meiotic recombination intermediates. Gene Ontology annotation, molecular function: single-stranded DNA binding; ATP hydrolysis activity. Gene Ontology annotation, cellular component: condensed nuclear chromosome. The record is from RefSeq and is a predicted model, not a curated record. The coding region runs from base 47 to 5332 and encodes 1761 amino acids. The transcript has 26 exons. Lineage: Eukaryota; Metazoa; Mollusca; Bivalvia; Ostreida; Ostreidae.
ACAUUUUAACUUUGGUGCCCAGUGAUGACAGGCUGACAAUGCCAGUAUGGUGAGGUAUCUUGGACUUGAUUAUCUCGCUCUGUUAAAGCUGGAGAGGAGAAGAUUGUUCAACCAAGCCUGUUUGUCCGUACCAGAGUCCUGUGAUGAAGUUAACUCUGAUCAAUGUCUAAACAAAAUCCAAUCUCCAUGGAGGGAAGCAAAAUUGGAUACCACACUUUUGAUGGGGGACUCCAAUCCACCAGUAGACCAACUGUUCUCUGAACUUACAUCACUCAAGUCAUGUUGUCUGGAGCCUUAUGGCAGAGAGGGACCCGGUGUGAGGACUUUCUCUUCACCCUAUCCUGAUGUUCAGAGGACAGAGGAGGAGAUUCAGAGUGAGGACCUGGGUUAUUUGGAUGAGGACCUGAUAGUGUAUGGAGAUGAGAACCUGAUAUUGUAUGGAGAUUUUGAUUUGACAGACACUGGAGUCACUGAGGAAGAAGUGGCAAAGGAACUUUACACUGAAGAAUUCCUCACUGAGGCAAUUCAUUCUGUUUCAGAUGAUGUCUUUGAGGAGAUAAUUGUUGAUAUUGACCCUAUUGCACCACACCUUGUCUCACCAGUGACACUGCUCAGGAGUCUACAGCCCCUCCCUCUACAGGACCCCCUGAUACAGCCGAAGGAGGAGGAAAGAUGUGAUUUCCCUAAACACAGUACCUUGUAUGACAAAAACCAUAAAUGUCCAGAUGAACAAUUCAGCAAAGUGGACCUGUAUCAAGAAAACAGCAUGGAGGUUCCACUGGUUACACCUGAAGAGUUCACAUACCAGGAGAUAUUUAUAUCAAGUCUUCAUCAGUUUUCUCCACUUCCAACAGAUGAGUCUUUGGAGGAUACCACAAUAACAAAUGAGGCAGAAGAUAAGUCUAUGUUAGAGGAUCUAGUAGUGGACAGAAGGGACACUUGUUCUACCUCUCUAGAGCUUUCAAAUGAACCAUUUGAAAUAAAUCUGCAGUGUGAUAGAGAGAUCAUAUGCCCUGGGACUGAGUUUUGCCUGGAGUCACCACUGCUACCAACAACACUGUGUGCAACCUUCCCCACCAUAGGAAAACUUACACCCCUACCACUUACAAAAAUUUCAGAUUUCAUGUUACUGUCACCAGGGUCCUUGAACCACCAGCUGAUACAGUCAGAUGUCAACUUUGACCUCAGAUGUGUAGAAAAAUGUAGAUUUUCUGAACCAGCGAUGGAAAGAGUUGACUAUCUCCACAUGGAGAGACUACACAGAGAGUGGAGGGAGGUUGCUGUGCAGAAAUGGAAUGGGUGGAGAGUGGAGUUGAAUCUGUCAUGGAACAUCCACCCUACACCUGAGGACAGAGUGGAUCAGAAUGAGGCAGUUAUUAAGUACAUGAAUGAGAACAAACAAAGACAUAUAGAUGACCUAGAGACAUAUUACAUGAAAGAAUUUAUGGAGUUAGCUCCCUUGAAUUUCUGCAAUGUUUUGCAUGAGGACUCAGAAAUUUCAGGCACUGAGGAUGCUGACAAUAAAUUGACACCUCUGGAGCACAACAGACUAAUUGGUUGUAUCAACCAUUACAACAACCCCAAAAACAAACAAAACAAAGACAGAAAAUCAAAUGACUUGCUCAUGGAUUCCUUAUUAUAUACAGUAUCAAACAGAAUAAAAUAUUGUGAAGAUAACAAUGAAAAAGAUGAGUAUCAGUCUCCAGUUCAUACUGAAAAUUGGUUACAGGAGAGCAGGACUGAAGUCCCAUCAGUGGAAACACAAAACUUGGGGGGCACAAGGAGGUCAUUGCAAAGAAUCACAACACCUGUAACCUCCAAGUAUGGGGAAUGCAUAUCACCUGUGGCCAAGAGCAUUGUGAAACUCAAAACACCUGUGACUGAGACCCUUAGAGGAUGCAGAGGACCUAUGGCCUGGACCACAGUGGGACUUGGAACACCUGUCGCUCAGAGCCCAGGAGUAAGAUCAGUAUCACCUGAAACCCAGAGCCCUAAAGAAUACAGGACACUGAGGUCCCUACAGGAUCCAUUUAUGGAAUCUCCUCCACUCACCGGAAUUGCUGUGAACAAGACACAAAUUCAAAACGAGCAAUGUAUAGCAAACAAAGAAAUUCAGAAUCAGCCUAUACAACAUGUACAAAGUGUUGAUGAAUACUGCCAUCAAAACACUGACCUUAAUAGAACCCGCAGACCAGUGUCACUAAAACAGAGAAGUAAGCCAACAGAUUCUGACAAGAGUAUAAAAGAUAGGCUGAUUCCAGGACCAGUAAGCAGUGGGCUUAAUUCAAAUCAAACUUCUGGUGAUUAUCGAUCAGUGAAAAGGGCUGACAGUCAACAGGCAUCUGGAGCUGAUAUGUAUCGCAGUCAAAGUGCACAGACCAGUACAAUAGAGAAAAACUGUGCAGGUACACAGAAUGAUAGGAGAGGUGCAGAAUCUAGUGAUGCAUUACAGAAAAGUCCCAAAACAAGACCACCAAAAUCAAGGACUAAGUGUAUAGCUUAUCAAUUAGAAGGAGAAUAUGAACAAGUUGUCAGUCUGAUUGCUGAAUAUGCAUCCUUUUCCAUCAUGGCUUUGAUGAACAGUGGUGACCUUGACAAAUCUACAACAUUCACCUCGCUGACCCAUGACUUCACAAGAUUCCUACUCAAAGAGGUCACCAGUCAACCACAGAAACCACAGUUUGAAGAAAGAUAUCGUUCCUGCCUGGCAUUACAUACACUGUGUUGUGCUGUUGAGAUGCUUGGGGUGGCAUGUCUGGAGUCCUGUCUGGAACUAUUGUCUAUUAUACAGGAAAAGUACAAGAAUUGUCUUAAAGGCUGUUUAGAGACUCUUAGACAGAGAUUGUUUUCUGUGAAACUGAGAUUUGACCAGGAGAGAGUUCUGCACCCAAAGAUUUACCAUGUCUGCCUGUCUGUCCACAAAAAACUGACAGGAGAAGACACAGAGAGGCUCAGUCACACAAAGAUACUGAUGAUUUUGAGUAAAGACUUGGACAGUUUGUUCAGCACUCUGGAGCUGAGUUUACAGAGAGUGGUCAAGGUCAAGGUUUGUGUGCAGAACACAGGAGACUGUCAGAGCAUCCUAGACAAUUUGGACCAUUGUAACUGCAUGUUGUUACUCCAGGAUCAUAUUGGUUCUGACUUCCCCUGGUCCCAGUUCUCUCUGAUUAUUGAGUAUGAAGGAGACAGAUUCUUACAGCUGUGUCAGAGACAGAAUAUCAAAUACAUACACUUCUCUUACACACCAACACCUGUCAUGACAGGUAAAAGCAUUCCAGAAGUGAACAUGACUAUCAUGUGUUCUAAUUCAGUACCAGAGAGCUUGGUUCACCUCUUAGAAUCAAAGUAUGGUGUGACCUGUAUAUUCAGAAAUCCUGGGGUGGGGCUGACCCUCCCUUACAUUAUGAUUGAUGAAGCAACAUGUGUGGUUAUAUAUGAAGUGUCUGUGGUUGGUAUGGACUUCUCCACUCUACUUUCUGAGUUAUCCCUCCUAUCUCAGCAAUUUCGAGACAUCCUUAUUAUUGCCAGCACCCAAAACUUUAAUCAGCCUCAAUUAAAACUAAGACAACAUCAACAGAAGCUGAAUUUCUUUCUACGACAAGCUGUUUCAAAAGUACCUGAUCUACAGUAUAAGGUUGUGGCUAGUGACAGUGUCCCAUUGACAGCAGAGAUUGUGGCCAGAUUUUGUCAGAUGGUUCUGUCAUCUGAUGACCAGAACUGGAUGUCUGUCUCUCCAUCACAGGAGGAGCAGUUUCUGACAAGCAUACCUUGCAUCAAUCCUAUUUUUGCUCAGAAGAUGCUUCAGAUUCUAUUCCUACAAGCAAUCCUGGAUCUUCAUCCAGAUCAACUCUCUAGGCUCUUCCCUGAUGUCCCAAAGAGAAUCAUUCAGAUGUUUUAUCAAGGUUUAAAGAAAAUCAAAUUAGAGGGCAAUGUAUCGGAGAAGGAGAUUUCAUCAGAACCAUGUGAAAUUAGUCCAGAAAUUGCCCCUUCCCCAUCAACACAUGCUAAAGAGGAAUUCUCUUCAUCCCAGAAAAAACAGGUUUCCAAUGAUCAAGGUUGUGGAACUCUCAAACACAUGUCCAAUUGUCACGAGUCAGGUCCAAAGAUAAGAAAAGAUUCUGAUCUUGUUUCUACAUUCUUUCCUCCCAGCAACCAAGCAGACACUCGAAUAGAUUUUGUUCAUGCACAGAGAGGAGUCCAGGAGGAAAACAGCUGCUGUUCGGAGGACUUCAGAAAAACUUAUGACAGACAGGCCAAGGAACAGAGGGAUGAAGGCCAUUCAGGAGGGUAUUUAUCUGAUUGUGGGGAACAAACUGAUGUAGAUAUGUCAUACCUAUUGAAAGUAGGAAAAGUCAAGGAAAAAGGACAAGUAGAACAGUCCUAUAAUUCUAGAGUAAAUGGGUCCCAAGAUUAUCUGACUCGAAGGAAAAGGUCAAGCAACUCCUUUAUGCAGAAUCUAAAUGAAGAAAAUUUCUUCUGUGGAAGGGAAACUCUAGAAAAUGUGGAACCUCACUCUCAGAUCAACCAAAUAUCUGACAACCUGAGGAAAGAUGAUUGGAGUGUUAACUUUGAUGACAGUAUCCAUCAGAGUUUAUUUAUUAGAAAUCAUCAUGGUUUGAAUUCUACAGACUCAUGUAGACAUACUAACUUGUACCCUUCUAAUACAUAUACAAGUGGUCAGACUUCACCAAGUCUUCAUUGUUCAGAUGAAAACAGUAAAGAUAUGAGAGAGGAUAUCAUCCAAACAAGUACAGAAAAUGGUCCAUUGGAAGAUGAAGAUUAUAAAAUAAAUGGUGGGAAUUUCCGGGACAAUCUCAUUGCUACAACUCGGCAGCUACUAAAGCAGGCAACCUUAUCAGCAAAUGACAAGAUAUUUCAGAGAGCUGGACCAAGAAGAGUAAGCAUAGGACUGGCAAGACCACUCCGACAGUCCCAAAGUUUUACUGUUCAACAAAGACAAGAAGUCAAACAAGAUGGUAUAUAUAAAAAUCCAACACAACUCAACAGAUGCAGAAAACCAUGUCAAAGACGGUGGACGUCAAGAAACUCAGGUGAUAAACCCUCAAAGCAGGGGCACUGUGAGCCAUGGUUUACUAGCCGAGGUGAUCUCACUUUGGACUAUACCUCAGAGACUAACAGAGGUCAGGUAGACAGAUGGCCAGGGUAUGACUCUCCACCAAUGGACAUUGAGUACGAUUACAGUCUUCAACAGGACACAGACAUUGUAGAAGAUCUCUACAGCUGCAACAAAACUUCAGUAGGAUCCAAUAAAAGAAAGCUGACUUAUGAAAGAGUCCCUAACUCCAAACAAAGCAAGAUUGUCUUCAGGUGAUUAUAAAAUACCAAAACUGAUACAAAAAAAACUUUUAGGAUUCAGAUAAUAUAUAGAAACUGCAAGGACUUCUAACCUUAUGAAAAUGAAAAUAAUUCAUCAAAGAUGUAAUAAUAUAUGUAAAAUUCUGUACAAAAUUUUAUCAUUCUCACAUUUAACAUUAAAUGGUUUAUAUUUUCUGAUUAUUAAAAAUA